This is a messenger RNA of Cloeon dipterum, 2180 nucleotides long. Its product is annotated as paired box protein Pax-6-like. Gene Ontology annotation, molecular function: DNA-binding transcription factor activity, RNA polymerase II-specific; RNA polymerase II cis-regulatory region sequence-specific DNA binding. The transcript has 11 exons. The coding region runs from base 523 to 1935 and encodes 470 amino acids. NCBI's taxonomy places the organism in Eukaryota, Metazoa, Arthropoda, Insecta, Ephemeroptera, Baetidae. The record is from RefSeq and is a predicted model, not a curated record. Gene Ontology annotation, biological process: regulation of transcription by RNA polymerase II; anatomical structure development.
AGGAGAAGUGAGCGCGUUAUGCCGUGGCACAUCAUCAGGCGGCACACACAGCUAGUGUAAAACUUACGGGUGAAUGGAACGGUCAUCCAAGUGUGCAGCUGGUGAGCCCGCUUGACUUGUCUCCGCACGAGCACAAAUCGGCGCCCAAGCCUCGUUGGCCACCACUCGUCCGCGGCGCCCGCCACGCGAUUUUCUGCUGCACGUCCACCCUGCCCGCGUUCGGCCCUAACGCUUUUCACCAAUCGACUUUCGUGGCCGACUAACUUUGCUGCUUUCUCCGUCGCGGACAAGGCGCCGGCUCACCAAACCUCGCGACUCUUCACGUUCUCCGUUUCACUGUUGAUGCUGGCACACAGCUAAGGCGUGGGUCCCCGGCCCAACCAAGACUACACAAGCGGAACCCUGCCACCCGAGCAGGGUAGUUUCAUCCCCCAGUUGUGCCAAACAUCCGCCAAGACGUUGAUAGGACCAAGCCUGGUGGCGGCCGGGCGAGAGGGCGGCUGCUCUGAGGCCUUCUGGAAGAUGCCCCACAAAGGCGUCUUCUCAGGUCUCCACCAGUCGACCCAGCUGUUGGGCGAGCGACUUCUGCUGCCCGCCUCUGACGGAUCAGCAGGGCACAGCGGCAUCAACCAGCUCGGUGGCGUCUAUGUCAACGGUCGCCCGCUACCCGACUCGACCCGCCAGAAGAUCGUCGAGCUGGCCCACUCAGGAGCAAGGCCCUGUGACAUUUCUCGCAUCCUCCAGGUCUCCAACGGCUGCGUGUCCAAAAUCCUUGGAAGGUAUUACGAGACCGGUUCCAUCAAACCUCGAGCAAUAGGGGGCUCGAAACCGAGAGUGGCCACCACACCGGUGGUUUCCAAGAUAGCCGACUACAAGAGAGAAUGUCCGUCCAUCUUUGCCUGGGAAAUUCGAGACCGACUGCUCUCCGAGGGCGUGUGCACCAAUGACAACAUUCCUAGCGUGUCGUCGAUUAAUCGCGUGCUGCGCAACCUGGCUGCACAAAAAGAGCAACACGCGUCCUCGCAGAGCGAGUCCGUCUACGACAAACUGCGGAUGUUCAACGGCCAAGCCCCAGGUUGGGCCUGGUACCCUGGAGCGACGCAGACCCCGCACCUCAGCCUCCCGCCGAACCCGACGGCCGCCCUGCCGUCCGCCGCACAAGUCACCAGGGACGAUUUGCAGAAAAGAGUCGAUGGAGUGAUCAACGAAAGCACAUCGGAUGGCAACUCGGAGCACAACUCCUCUGGUGACGAAGACUCGCAGCUGCGUUUACGACUGAAGCGCAAACUGCAGAGGAACAGGACCUCGUUCACGAACGAGCAGAUCGAGUCCCUGGAGAAAGAAUUCGAGAGGACGCACUACCCAGAUGUUUUCGCUCGUGAGCGGUUGGCCGAGAAGAUUGGACUUGCCGAGGCCAGAAUACAGGUGUGGUUUAGCAAUCGCAGAGCAAAGUGGCGACGAGAAGAAAAACUGCGAAAUCAGCGACGAUCAGUUGAUCCCGUGGGAGGCACGACAACGCCAUCAGGAUCGGCGGCCGCCGCAGCCGCGGCCGCUGCGGCCACCAGACUGCCCAUCAAUCCAGCAGGAUUCAACUCCAUGUACCCAUCUAUCCCGCAGCCGAUCUCCACAAUGGCCGACACGUACAGCUCUAUGUCGACCAGCCUGAGCAGCAUGAGUGGCAGUUGUCUACAGCAGAGGGACUCUGGCUACCCCUACAUGUUUCACGACCACUUGUCUUCACUAAGCUCGACCUACAACUCACGGGCAGUCGCGGCCGCGGCCGCCGCGCAAAGCGCCACUCACUCGUAUGGAUCGCCGACAACCACAUCCGCAUCCACCACAGGAGUGAUUUCGGCUGGUGUGUCCGUGCCAGUACAAAUCCCAAGCCAGAACCCUGAUCCCGCGUCCAACUACUGGCAUCCUCGGCUUAACUGAUCUCAGCUUUUUGGGUUUCCACACAGCCGAUGCUUCCUGUUGGAAAACCCAGAGCAGCCGGGAACUCCAUCUCCAGGCGCGUCUGAUCAAGCGGCCAGUGCGACAGAAAGCCAACAACCCAUAUCUCAGGCAUAGACUCUGAAAUCAGCUCCGCAUCUCAUUGUCAGUCAGUUUGAAUCGAAUCACCAGAUACACAGUUGUUUGUCGUAGCUUCUGAGAAAUAAACUCUCUUUUUACACCUCGUA